AUGGACUCUCGCCCUCACCUCACCCCACGAAGCACACACAUAAUGUGCCCAUUGUAUAUAUUCAUGCACACCCAUGCAGGCCCGUUGGUGCUCUCUUUUGCACGACACGCACCGCUGCCGUCCUGCCUGGCUGCAUGGGCGGAGCACCGUAACUGUUUUGUUUUUAUUGCAUUGAGUGGGCGACCUCUCUCUCUCUCUCUCCCUGUGUGUGUGUUUUGCUUUACGGGAGCAAUGAGAGUGUGUGCGCUGGUUGUCCCACGAUUCGGCUUUUUGUUUUGUUGUUUUACUUGUGUUGUGGUUGGUGCGCCCAUUACCUUUUUUUAUUAUCGAUUAUUGGUUUGCUUAGAAUGUGGACGCAUGAUUUUCUAUUUUUAUUUUAUUUUUUCUUUUUCUUUGAGAUAUUGUCAGUGUUUCUUAUUCUUUUCAAACCAUGGAGUGCCUUCCUUAACGUACGGCAUGUGUCAGUUGGUCCACGUCACCAGGAACCAAAGGAGUGCGGCGGGCAGCAGCAGCAGUAUAAGGCGGUAUGGCACGUGA
This is a messenger RNA of Trypanosoma cruzi, 537 nucleotides long. RefSeq lists its product as uncharacterized. The transcript has a single exon. The coding region runs from base 1 to 537 and encodes 178 amino acids. Lineage: Eukaryota; Euglenozoa; Kinetoplastea; Trypanosomatida; Trypanosomatidae. The record is from RefSeq and is a predicted model, not a curated record.